Closterium sp. NIES-67 is the source of this 359-nucleotide messenger RNA. The record is from the annotation of a GenBank genome assembly. NCBI's taxonomy places the organism in Eukaryota, Viridiplantae, Streptophyta, Zygnematophyceae, Desmidiales, Closteriaceae.
ACAGAUUGAAUAUCUCCUCGAAAAGCCGAAAUCAACCACAUUUUACACCCACUCUUGGACGAAUGCGUGGUGUUGUACCUGGACGACAUCCUCAUCUACUCGCGCUAUAUGAAGCAGCAUGUCGAACAUAUGCGACGCGUCUUCGACAUUCUUCGACAAGAACGAUUCUAUGUCAAACUAUUGCCCUCAAGAAGGGCCACUUCCUAGGACACAUAGUGAGUGCUCAAGGAAUUCAUGUCUACCCCAAGAAGAUCGAAGCUGUACGCACGUGGAAGACACCCGAGAACAUAAACAAGUUGAACCAGUUCCUAGGCUUCGCUAACUAUUACAACAGAUAGAUAGACAGACCGAGCGUCUCA